Molecule: messenger RNA, 513 nt
Organism: Vicia faba (fava bean)
Lineage: Eukaryota; Viridiplantae; Streptophyta; Magnoliopsida; Fabales; Fabaceae
Source: the annotation of a GenBank genome assembly
AUGGACGUUGAUAAGAUCCUUCCAUCUAGCAGCACCUUAGGAUGGCAUAGAGUUGAAGUGAAGGGCGAGGUUCAAACGAGGAAAGGCUUAUGGUGGAUACCUAGGCACCCAGAGACGAGGAAGGGCGUACUAAGCGACGAAAUGCUUCGGGGAGUUGCAAAGAAUCAAAGAUCCGAGGAUUCCCGAAUAGGUCAACCUUUCGAACUGCUGCUGAAUUCACGAGCAGGCAAGAGACAACCUGGCGAACUGAAACAUCUUAGCGAAGCAGUCGAAUGUUGCACCCUAGAUGGUGAAAGUCCAGUAGCCGAAAGCAUCACUAGCUUAUGCUCUGACCCGAGUAGCAUGGGGCACGUGAAAUCCCGUGUGAAUCAGCAAGGACCACCUUGCAAGGCUAAAUACUCCUGGGUGACCGAUAGUGAAGCAGUGGCUUGGUUAAGGGAAACCACCGGAGACGUAGCGAAAGCGAGUCUUCAUAGGGCUAUUGUCACUGCUUAUGGACCCGAACCUGGGUGA